GAGCGCCGGGCACAUGCCGAGGCGCGGGCGAGCGGUAGAACGAGCGGUCCCGCCAGGCCUUGUGCGAGGUCGGCGCUUGCGCACUGCAGAGAGCCUUUCUCGGUGCUCUGCCGACACCGCCCCUGGGAGGCGCGAAGAACUUCAGUCAGUGUGAGAGACAGAACCUGGCCGAGUUUAGGAGGUCCGUGGUCGCAGGCUAUUUGGAAGCAAUGGGUUUAAGACCCUUCACCUACCCAUUUCCAGAGACGAGGUUUCUUCAUGCAGGACCCAAUGUAUAUAAAUUCAAAAUCAGAUAUGGCAACAGCAACAGAGAGGAAGAGAUAGAAAAUAAAGAAGUCAUCAUCCAGGAGCUGGAGGAUUCUAUUCGUGUGGUCUUAGGAAAUGUGGACCAUCUGCAGCCAUUUGCUACAGAACACUUCAUUGUGUUUCCCUAUAAAAGCAAAUGGGAAAGAGUGUCCCACCUGAAAUUCAGACAUGGGGAAAUUGUCUUGGUCCCCUAUCCAUUUGUUUUCACUUUAUACGUGGAGAUGAAAUGGUGUCAUGAAAACCUGUCACUUGGGAAACCAAUAAACCACAGUCCUCUUGGGUUGGGCCUACCGGACAGGGAAGCAGCAGGAGCCUUGAUGAGGAAGCGAAAAUGCAUGCAAGUGCCCAGCGCCCCCAGCAGGCCAGGCCUGGACAGGGCCGAGAUUGGGACUUCCAGCCAAAGCCCCAGCAAAAAGAAGCCCCCUGUGGAAAUCAGGAAGAACAGGGAAAGAAAAACCCAGCAGGAAUGGCAGGAGACCCCAGCGUUUGAUGUCACCGAUGUCCAGGAACAGGAUUCUAAGUGGAGGGACAGCCCAGCAGGGCAGCCUGUCCUACCAUCACCACAGAACAAUCUGCCUCCACCUACAGGACCCACAGAGCUGGGAUCCAGCGGCUUCUUCGGGUUUCUCAGCUCUCUCUUCCCGUUUAGGUAUUUCUUCAGGAAGAGCAGCCAGUGAGCUUUCGGAAAACAGCAGUGGGAGGUGUCUUCUCACAGUGACACUUCCCACAGCGGUGGGAGGUGUCUACUCCCCCUCCAUCCUCUGCUUGUUGACAUUCUAGUCCCGGGAAAUGAGGGCCCCAA
This is a messenger RNA of Manis javanica (Malayan pangolin), 1108 nucleotides long. RefSeq names its product membrane anchored junction protein (gene MAJIN). The record is from RefSeq and is a predicted model, not a curated record. NCBI's taxonomy places the organism in Eukaryota, Metazoa, Chordata, Mammalia, Pholidota, Manidae. Gene Ontology annotation, biological process: homologous chromosome pairing at meiosis; meiotic attachment of telomere to nuclear envelope. Gene Ontology annotation, molecular function: DNA binding. Gene Ontology annotation, cellular component: nuclear inner membrane.